UUCAGUUUCAAAUGGCAGAUGAAAAUUUAGAAUAAAUUAUUGAUAUGCCUGAACAAUCAGAUAUGAUUAAUGAUGCCAGAACAUAAGUAAAAUUUGAAUCUAUCUCAAGGCUAAAUAUGCAGUUGAACAUUUUAAAGUUGAAUCACAAAUCUCUAAUUACAUCAAGAAAUUUUUCGAUGAGAAAUAUGGUCCAAAUUGGCAUUGUGUUGUUGGUAAUGAUAUAAAUUAAAAGAAAAGGAAAACAUUUCAAUUCAUACUCAUCAUACGAAAGCAAACGUUAUAUGUUUUUUUACGAAGGAUAAAUGGCAAUAUUACUUUACAAGAUGGGUUGA
This is a messenger RNA of Paramecium octaurelia, 332 nucleotides long. The record is from the annotation of a GenBank genome assembly. NCBI's taxonomy places the organism in Eukaryota, Ciliophora, Oligohymenophorea, Peniculida, Parameciidae.